Messenger RNA from Gadus chalcogrammus (walleye pollock), 2525 nucleotides. RefSeq lists its product as uncharacterized. Bases 377 to 1162 code for a protein of 261 amino acids. Lineage: Eukaryota; Metazoa; Chordata; Actinopteri; Gadiformes; Gadidae. The record is from RefSeq and is a predicted model, not a curated record. The transcript is spliced from 6 exons.
ACUUCAGUAGGCUACACUCAAGCAGGGAUGGUCGGGCUCUAGGCUACUCUACUAAAGUCGGUACAGAAAGGGGAGGGGGCGUACCCUUAAGUAAACAAGCGACGCCUUUAGCUUUGGACGUGCAGGAAUAUAGAGGGAAGUUGAAUGCCGUGAGAGAGAGCGAGGUUAUAGUUGUGUUGGUGCAGCAGUACAUAUCGGGGAAGAAACGCGGAUAGUGCUAGUUACAGCAGUAAACGGCAAUAGCAGUGAUUUAUUUAUUUUGAGCUCUCUCUCUCUCUCUCUCUCUCUCUCUCUCUCUCUCUCUCUCUCUCUCUCCCGCUCUCUGUCCCUCCUCGUUCCCUCUCUCCCCCCAUCGUCUGGAAAAGGAGACGGGCUGAUGGAUCUGCAGGCAGCAGCAGCUACAUUACUUCUACUAGUGUGCGGGGCAAACUGUUUGUCCGUGACCAUCCUGAACCCCGAUCCCUCCCAUGUGAUCCGGGGCUCCAACCUGGUCCUCCGUGCCCGCAUCGACCACGGGCCCCUGGAGACGGUUGCCACGGUGACCUGGGAGCGGGAGCCGGAGACGGGGGACGCCAAGGGUAGAGAGGUGCUGGCCUCCUGCUCCCCGGGGGGGCCGGCGUGCCCUGGUCACAUGACCCUCGACGGGCAGCUUACGUCGCUGAGCGUCAACUCGUUCAGCGGAGACGACGGAGGGAUUUACUCGCUGACGGUGUCCGACCAGACGGGGCUUCCCUCCAGGGCCUACUGCGUCGUCCGCGAAUACGAGCCGGUGCAUCACGUGUCCGUGGGCGUCAAUGACUCCCACUCGUCGCUGGUCUGCACCGAGGCCUGGGGCACCGACCCCACCUUCAGCUGGCUCCACGACAGGGCCGCCGUCACCGCCGCGCUGGGCCGCGUCUCCCCCGACGGCAAGACGCUGGCGGUCAGCCACUCACCGCUCUGCGGCCACUUCACCUGCGUGGUCAGCAACAAGCUGGGCUACAGCUCGGCGACGUACACCGCAGCUCCUUGCGAGGCCGUGGAGUCUAGGGGCGUCGCGAUCGCGGUGGUGUGCGUCGUGAUGCUGCUGCUGCUGGCUAUGGGGAUGGCAGCUCUCAUGUGGUGGAGGCGGCGACUACUACGAAGCAGAGGAGAAUGUCUGCACAACCUGCUGGAAACCUGACCCCUAGAGUCACCCGCCCAUACAGGAAGUGGCCUGACCACUAGGGGUGGACUUCCUGUCCAUUCAGUGCUUUGGACAAUGUAUGAAGUGUGAACGGAUUCUAACGAUGGACUUAUUCAUUUUUAUACUUCACAAACACGACUAACCCUUUAUUCCAAUCAGAACUAAUUUUGUAACGCAUUUUUUUUUACAUGGUAUUGGUCUAAUGGGAGGCAGAAUAAAGCCCUGCAAUGUGACUCCCUCACCGAAGCAGCUUAUUUUUGGCAAUCAAAGAUAAGAAUAAUGAAGUGUAAUAGCUUAGUGGGAUGCUUCUAAUUGGAAAACAAGUCCAUAUUUUCGUAAAUCCCCUCCAAGCCCUUUGUUUCCCAUGUCCUUCUCUACACUUACGAUGAGACCGUCCAACAGUAAAGUUGACAGACUCUAAAUGGAACCUGGGUGUAGCGGGAGAUUGACGACAGGCAGGAGGCAGUAAGGGGAGAGUUCAUGUUGAGGACGGGGGGUACGAUAACGGUUACCAUCUGUCAUUCUGCCACAUCAGGGACUCAAUGCCAGAGAUCAGAUCUGCUCUGCGCUGUUAUUCUGAAAUCGACUCUUGAAGGAAGUAAGAGCCGAUAAAAGCAACUGGCCCUGCAGAGCUCAAAACAGACGGACGGAACAAUUAAAGACCGUAGUUGUUCCCUUGGGGACGGUGGAGCCGGAUAACGUUUAACCUGUACCUGCUGUUUAUAAACCACACUAUUAACACUUUACUAAAAUCCUGAUUCUACAAAAUAAAAACAAUUCAGUAAGACUCAAACUCUCACACUGGCCACAACAGCAGUCGUUCAUGUCUAAAAAGAAGAACAUGUCUGAAAUAGAAAUGUCCGCUGUGAGCCUUCUCAGUGCAACACGAUUGGAAAAAAUAAAACAGUAAAGAUCGGUCAAACCCAGAUUAAUGAGGGAGGUUUGGAAGGACAAGGAGACCAUCAGGAACGCUCCCAUCUACACGUCCACAUUUCCUGCAGAGGCCAAACCAUAACGUUAUUAUGACCGCACUUCCAAUAGACGCCAAAAAAACAAACUUUCCAAUAGGAUCCCUCUUCCGCUGAGAUUAAAAAACAAAAAGCCCCCCUCACACUCUCAACACGCAGACCCUGCGUUACACACCCAAAACAAACGCACCCAUCCUGCAAUUCUAUCUAAGAGCUAAUAGGCCUGAUAUACCCAUUGAGCACCAUGGGAAUUACCCACUCCUCUGGCUUAGUGAUGUGUGCCCCCAUCUGGCGAGCAGAUGAACUGUAUCUACUUCAGUACAGAGGCGGACACUUCUUAAAGGUGUAGUGUAGGAUUAAGCGGUAUCAAGUGGUGGUUUCAGAUUGCAACA